Molecule: messenger RNA, 1324 nt
Organism: Spinacia oleracea (spinach)
Lineage: Eukaryota; Viridiplantae; Streptophyta; Magnoliopsida; Caryophyllales; Amaranthaceae
Product: protein PARTING DANCERS
Exons: 9
Coding region: 164-913 (249 amino acids)
Biological process (GO): resolution of meiotic recombination intermediates
Source: RefSeq, a predicted model, not a curated record
ACGAAAUAUGUACCACGAUGAUGUCAGCGGUUUUUAUUCUAGUCAUGGUCUAUAUAUAGUACAGUUGAUUAUUUUCGAAUUCAAUCCAUUUUCUCUAUACAGAAAAUUUGAUUAAAGUGAAGCUCGCGCGCUCUCUCUCCCCUGCAGCAAUUGCUCAGCAUCAAUGGCCGAUUCCGGAAGAAGUUACGGAGCUCAAGCGCCUCGAACUUCAUCUGAGCAUUCACAUCAGACUGGUAGUAGUGGGGUGUGUCUGAUGAACAUCAAGUGGAAAGAAGAGCAACAUCCAUCCUUCAUCAACUUUAUCUCGACAUUCCUUAGUGCAAACUCUUUCAAGCUUAAUAUUGUCCCGAUUGAUCCUGAUUUUAUUUUCAACUGUGGAGGAGUGUCAGUGGCUAUUGUCUUUGUGACUUCCUGGGAUCCCAACCGCGCCUCACAGAUGUAUAGCAGGGUACAUAAGCUGAAGGAGCAAUUUGCAUACCUCUAUGUUGUUGUCACCAUUCCAACUGAGGAGCUAAAUGAAUCUUUUAUUGACUCUUACUUCGCGAGUGGGAUUGAUAUUGGAAGGCCUACAUUUAUAUCAGUUCUUGACAUGGAGAUGGGAUUUGAGAAAAUUGUGAAGAUUGUUCAUGUCCGUGGUGUGUGUAAGAAACAAGAUGUCGUAGCAAGAAUGAAGGCUGAGAGGAUAAAAGCUGUGCAAGGGAUGGACGCUUUUCUCAGGGUGGUCACAUCCAUACCCGGCAUAGACAACCACGAUGCAAACUCGCUCAAUCAAGCUAUUGGAUCAAUUGAAGCAAUAGCAAAUGCAUCGAAGGAAUAUAUUCUGGAAAACACUGACCUUUCAGCUGAGAAGGCAGAAACUAUUUGGAGGUUUUUCAGGGAUCCAAAGUACUACCUCAGUCCCAGAAUUAAUUGAGCGAAUAUCAAAGGCAAAAGAAUGAGUGGAAGAUGGGAGUUCCCGAAACGCUAAUCUACUAGCUUUGGCCUUGUGGACAUUAACAAAAGAGUUAGAGAGAUGAAUAAUACAUUAUACACGACACUUGAGGAGGAAACUGCGGCCGCAAAUUGACCAAAAUGUGUGCUGAUACAUGUGUGUUUGACUUUGGUACUUCCUCUUACGUCUUAAUUUUGCUUUAAUUACUGUACCUAAGAACUUAAGAAGAAAGGGUUGAAUCAGACAAUGCACUAAUGAAGCUACGACCUAACCCUGCGGACUGGGUUUAGUAAGCUGGAGUAUUAUUGUUUAAAGGUAGACGGAGUAGCAGCUUGCAUCUUAAUGGAUCAAAAUGAUUAAAAAAUGACAUGUUGGACUAAAAUUAUAUCAUGA